Molecule: messenger RNA, 2766 nt
Organism: Hyphopichia burtonii NRRL Y-1933
Lineage: Eukaryota; Fungi; Ascomycota; Pichiomycetes; Serinales; Debaryomycetaceae
Gene: SEC5
Product: exocyst subunit
Exons: 1
Coding region: 1-2766 (921 amino acids)
Biological process (GO): exocytosis; Golgi to plasma membrane transport
Cellular component (GO): exocyst
Source: RefSeq, a predicted model, not a curated record
AUGACCAAUACAUACGAUAACAACGAUGACGACUAUUAUGAUCCAUUGAGUAAAAGACCCAAGAAUAUUGUUAAAGAAUUGCUUGAUCGUAAUAUUAUUUCAUCAAUUCAUGAUCCAAAUUUGAGUAAAUUUUUGAUAAACUCGAAACAGUUUGAUUCAAAACAGUAUUUAUCAAUAAUCCAUGAAAACUCAUCAAUCGAUGAUUUAAAUGUUUCAUUAAGUUUCUUAGAAAGAAAUAUUGAAAAUCAAACUAGUGAAUUAAAAGCAGUCAUUAAUGAUAAUUUUAUAAAUUUUAUUAAUAGCAAACAAGCGAUUGAUAAUGUUUUGGUUAAUUUUAAAAAUUCAAAAAGUCAUACUCAACAAGAGAGAGAUAAAAGUAAAGUUUUCAAUCCCUCGAGACAUAAAACAAAUGUUAAAAAUGAUUCCUUAUCAAGUGAAUUAGAAGAAUCUUUAAGUAAUUUACAAAUCGCCUCCGACUUGAUGAUGAGACCUAUAGAAGAACAUUCAUUGAAGGAAUUGAAAAUUCUGAAGUUGAUUGAUUUCAUCAAGGAAAACAAGUUUUUCUUUGAUUUACCAAAUAAUUUAUUAAAAUAUAUUUCAUCUAAUAAUCAUAAUCAAUUUAUCGAUGAUUACCAUCGAUUCUUAAAAGAAAAGGAUGAAUUGAUGGAGUCUAAGUCAAGAAGGUAUCAAAGAGCCUUGGAUUCUCUAGACCCUAUAAAAGAUGCUAAUCGAUUAAAGGAUUUGGAAAUUGAACACAUUGUAUGUACAAAUGCAUUAUCAAGAAUUUUCAAUGAAGUUGAUAAUAUAAUUAAUGAAUACAGGAAAAAGAUUUACCAAGAACUUAUUACUAUGGAUCAUGAAGUUGGCUUGGGCGAUGAAAACAAUAACGACAAAAAUACUAGUGAGAAAUUCAUAUCAUUCGUUGAUACUGUCUAUCAAUUAGAUAAUGAAGGCUCAACUAAAAAUCCAAUUCAUGAAUUUUUGGUAGUUCAAUUAAACACUUUAUCAAAAGAUUUAGACUAUCAAAAUAAUAAGUUCGAUGCAAAAUUCACAAUGAUGCAAAGAAAAUUGUUGGAUUACAUUGGAUCACUAGUUGAUCAUAGAGAAAAUGGUUCAUUUAUGAGAUAUAUUAAUGAAAAGUAUAUAUCAAUCGAAGAAAUUCUUAAAACUUCUUUCACUACCACGAGUGCACCAAGUAAAGAACAGAGAGAAAAGUUGGUUAUUGAAAGUUUCGAAAGCAGUGAUAAUUUAGAUUUGUCCAUUAUUAAUGAAACUUGGUUAAUAUUAAUCAAUUAUAUGAAUUAUUUAAAUGAUGUUUUUCUUAAAAAUAUUGAUAAGUUUGUCAAUAAUUACUUACAUUAUACUCGGGUUGAAAAUGGGUUUAAUAUCGAUCCCGAUGGUAAAAUAAGAGAUUUAUUUUUGAGUUUAAUGAAAGAUUCAACUUCAAGAUUAGUUAAAAUUUUUAAUAACAAUGAAUUGGUUGAUCAAAUGACUUCAUUACCUGAAAAUUACACACACUUUUUGCCUUAUUACACUAACUCGUUAUCAACCGUUUUUUAUUUGACUAAUAUUUCUAAAAAAAUUGACCUUUGGUUAACCAGAAUAGGUGAAAACAUUGUUAUAAUUGGUAAUACUUCGAAGAAUGUUGAUACCAAUAAAUUUGUUCAUAAAUUAAGAGAUUACUCUAACUUGAUCGAUCAAAAAAUAUUAGAAGCUUGUUGUUCGACUUGGGUUAAUGAUUGUUCACAAUUUUAUGAUCUAGAGAAUUGGGAAAAAAUUAAUGAUAACUAUGAAGUAUAUCAAACCAAAGAUUCGAAAUCAAUAUAUACGAAAACAAUGAGAGUUUUGGAAAGUUAUGAAACAUACAUAUUAACCAAGUUAUCUCAAUUAGUAUUUGAUAAAAAAGUGGAUGCCACUACAACAGAAAAGGUAAGGAUCGUUGCAAGUCACCCGAAUAAAAGAAUUUUGGUUAGUAUUGAAAUUCAAUUUAUGAGAAGUAUGAAUGUUUUAAUUGACUCACUUAUGAAGAAGUAUAACUUAGAGAAAGAGAAGAAUACAAUUAUUUCAAAGAAUACUUCAGAAAGUGUUGAUGUUAAUAAUAACUUGGAACACGAAAUAUUCAAAAUAUUGACCAUGAACAAUUUCGACUUGUUAUCAAAUUUCAUUUAUCCAAGAAUCAUUAAGAAGUAUGAUUUAUUGUUCAAAAAAGAUUUACUGAAUCAAACAUUGAAGUUAUAUUCGGACAUUGAUAAGGCAUCAUUAACGAUUUUCGACGAUGUAUUAAUGAAAGAAAAAGAAUGGAUUCAAACCAAAGUUUUCAAACAUUUUAAUAAGAUAAAUGGUAAAUACGUAAGUUCCAAUAAAUUUAAAUUAAAGAUCGAUGGAUUUAUAUAUGAAAUUUUAAUUCAUUUUAUAAAAUUAAUCCAUAUAGUUAAACCAUUAACUGGAGUUGAAAUAUUUCAAAAUAUGAUUAAUGAAUUGCAAACUUUUUUCCUCAAUAGUUUCUUAAACAAUUUAAGAGAUUUAAAGCAAAAUGAAGGAUUCAAGGAAUACGGGAAUUUAAAAUUAGAUGUUUAUUUCUUUGUUGAAGUUUUUGAUCCUAGUGAAAUAUUCCGUUUGAAUGAUUAUUGUAUGAAUAUGAUUACAAUCUUAAAUAAAGAAAUUGAAGAAAUUGAAGGUAAUCCGAUAUAUUCACAACGAGAUUUUGAAUCUGUUUUGAACGAAGGUUUGAAAAACAGUGAGAAUGAAUUUGAGUUUAAUAAAUAG